Mercurialis annua (annual mercury) is the source of this 4636-nucleotide messenger RNA. RefSeq lists its product as uncharacterized. The transcript has 8 exons. The coding region runs from base 349 to 4116 and encodes 1255 amino acids. NCBI's taxonomy places the organism in Eukaryota, Viridiplantae, Streptophyta, Magnoliopsida, Malpighiales, Euphorbiaceae. The record is from RefSeq and is a predicted model, not a curated record.
ACACACAUUGCUUUAAAAUCUAAAUAAAAACUCUGUUUGAAUCAAACUCCUUCUGGCCAGCUGUUGGUUAGGAUUUAUUAUUAUUUAUUGAAUAAAAUUAGUUUGAGAUCUCCCAUUCUCUCCUUCCCGUUUGUUCGUGAAGCUCCCCCCACAGCCAGAAUUAUCGCAUUUUACUCCUAAAUCAAAACCCUAAGAUCCAUACUUUCACAUUCUCUGCAUUGCUCUCCCGCAUUCUCUGAUCUCGACCCGCUUCUACCUUCCAGCGUGCUUUAUUUGCUUGUCGGUUGUUUGAUCGUAUAGCUGAGAGAGAGGUGACCGAUUUGUUUUUUUAAUUGUUUUAACGGUACAAUGACGGAGGAUGUAGUGAAUGUGAACGUGAACGAGAAGGAUUCAACGGAGGAAGAGAAGCGUGGGUUGGAUAUGAGUGGCCAUGAGGGUCCACCGACGCCUGCUGUUCCCCUUGCAGAUUGUAAUGGAGUUAAGGACGAGAGUAAGACUGGGAAGGGGAAUUCAGAAGAUGAUCCAGAUGCCUCCUACGUUUUUAUUGGUGGAAUAGAUGAUCCUGUUUCUGCCAAACACUCCCACUCUGCGGAUCUCUAUGCCAAUUCUCAAGUAGCUCAAACAACCUGUUCUACUCUGAAGGACUCCGACAAUGUGGUUGAUCGUUUAGACUUUGUUCAUCAAGGGGAUGCAGUGGAUGUAGUUGAAGCCCCAAGUGCUGAUCCCCAAGUUCCCAAUGGAAACUUGGUCAUUGAAUUUGAGGCGCAUGAGAAGGAUGAUCAACAGUCCGUUGAGGAAGAUUUGGCUGGAGAUGCACAAGGAACUCCGGAAUUUCAUUCAGAGACUAUUGAGCCUGAAACUGCAUUGCUGCAGGCUAAUGGCACUGAUGCAAAGGCUGAGUCAGAACACGUUAUGGAGUCAGUUCCAACUCAAAAUUCAAGCAAUAUUGAUGUUGCUGAAUCAGAACUAAAUCGGUCUAGUAAUAUUGAGGUCACAAGCAGCACAAAUAUUGAUGAAUCAAAGUCAAAUCAAUCUAGUAAACGAGAGGUCAUAGAAGAUCCCAGUUUUUGUGAAUCAGAAGCAAGUCAGUCUGGCCUUGUUGAGGUCACAAGCAGUAUGAAUAUUGUUGAGUCAGAGUUAGAUCAAUGUGGUGAUAAUGAGGCUGUAGAUAAUGCCAGUCUAGCUGAUACAGAACCAAAUCAGUCCGGUAACAUUGAGGUUGCAGACAGUGCCAAUACUACUGAAUCAAAGCAGACUCAGUCUAGUGUUGAGGAGGAAAUUCAAGAGGAGAGCACUUUGGGCUCCGAUCAAGGGAAGGAUCUGGUUCAAUUGGCUAACAACCUUCCUGUGGACUGUCUGCAAACAGCAUCUGAAUUGGAUCAGAAUACUGAAGUAAAGAUGGAAGGAGCAGAAGCUGUUGAUGCCUCCUCAUCUAGUGAAUAUACCAACGGAUUGUCCUCUAGCCAAGCUCCAGGUUGUGACGCGGAAAAGGACCCUGUUAAUGGUUUGGCAUGUGAGGCAAAUGGCUGUUCUGAUGACGUUGAAACCUCACUAUAUUCUUAUGCUGAAAUUAUCGACAAUGGAACCUCAACUGUUUCUGAUGCUGAAACUGGAAAGGGCUUUGGAGCUGCUAUCAAUAAUUGUGCAAUUGGAGAUCCAACGAAUGACGUCAAGGCUCCUGUUAUCCAGUUCAAUUUGGAUGCUGAAAAAAUACGUACACAGACUGUUUCUGAUGACUCAGUUCAUGAUAGUCAAAUCGCGCCUCAAGAUAAUAGAAUAUCUGGAAUUAUCAAAGAUGAUUUGUUUGAGAAUGGAGCCACUGAAAGCUACAAAAGUGAUCCAACUGGUCCUGCUAGUGAUCCAACAGCGGGAUCAGCUGUUGAAAUUGGAAGUCCUUCUCCUGUCAACAGUAUGGAAAUACACGAUGGUAUGAAGACUUUGGAUGAGAACUUAGAUGGAGAUAGCAGUGAAAGUCUCAGUUCGCAUCUUGUUAAUGACAGAGAAGUAGUCAUUGAGCCUGAUUGUCACCCUCUUCCUAAUGAAAAGGCGUCAAGCACCCCAGAUAUGGAUGCUAGUCUUGAAACUGAGACUGACUGCACUGCCACUAUAUCUGAAGAGGAAGUCUCUGCUUCCUCAAAAGAUGAGGUGUGUUUACAAGCUGAGGCAUCUGCAGGAGCAGCUGAUGUGUUGGAUGGCUCUGUUGUUACCAGUCAAAGCAACUCAAAUCUCAUUCGAGCUGAUGUUAAAAGCAUAGCAAAUGAUCUUGUUAUUAUAGACAGUGAUAAGAAAACUCCUCAAGAAAUGGAUGUCAACGAAAGCCUUAACAAAGAAGAAGCCUCAAUAUCUUCCCCAGAAGGCUCCAUAGUUGAUGCUUCCGAUGGGCAAAAUUCACUGGUUGACGUGGUGACACGGCCAUUCUACUACAUGAUCAGAAUUCCUAGAUACGAUGAUGAUGAUAAUUUAAAAGAACAGAUUAAACGUGCUCAGAUUCAAGUUGAUGAAAAGACUAAAAGUCGAGAUGCUAUUCGAGCUGAGAUACAGAAGGAAAGGGCCAAUUCUUACAAGUUCACUGCAUCUAUUGAUGCUGCUCUAUCGGAAGAGACAGCAGCUCGUGACCUGCUUAAGGCCAAACGCAAAGAAAUAGACUCUGUUCUAGUCGUGAUUAACAGAGGGAAGAGUGCAUCUGAGCUUAAGAACAUUGAUGAUACGAUACAUGCUAUUGAAUACAAGAUACAACAUGAAACCCUACCAUUGAAGGAAGAAAAGCAAUAUAUUAUUGAAAUCAAGAAAUUAAAGCAAACUCGUGAAAGGCUCUCCGAUAAUUUUGGUAGUCAGGAAGCCGUCCAGGAGGCUAUAGAUCAGAAAGUCCAAUUUGAAGAGCGGAUGAAGAUUUUAAGGAAAGAAGCAGACCUACUUAGAGAAAGUGCUCUCAAAGCUGAAGCAGCCACCAAAAAUGAUGAGAAGAAAUAUCAAGGUGAAAAAGCUAAGGUAGAUGUAUUGGCAGCUCAAUUUAGAGCUGCUGAUGACAUACGGCAAGAAGCUUAUGCACAUCUACAGAGUUUAAGGAAACGAUUAUAUGACAAGAGUAAAUACUUCUAUAAGUACAAGGAUGACGCAACGGCAGCUUCAGAUUUAGCAUCCAAGGGGAAAAAAGAAGAACUCCAACAUCACUGUGUUAAUCAGGUGGAAAGAUUUAUGGAAUUAUGGAACGGAAAUGAUGAGUUCCGAAAAGAAUAUGAGAGAUGCAACAGGAGGAGUACAUUGAGGAGAUUUCGGACCUUAGAUGGCCGUUCACUUGGCCCCGAUGAGGACCCGCCUGUAAUUCCCAAUUUUGUGAAUGAAAGAUUGGCUGAGAAUAACGUUAUACCUUCUAUUUCCGCUCUCCAAGAAGAAAAAAUAACUGCACCUGUGAAGAAUGAAAAUAAAGAUGCUAUUUCCGUAUCAAAGGUUAGGGGCCAAAAUGAUGCAGCUGUUAAAUCUGAAAAACCUGUAAAACAUGCUACUUUAGGGAAAGGGUUAGCAACUGUUUCUGGCAGGGUUGAGGUGGAAAAGGCGGAUACAGAGGAGCAUAAGUUAACUAAAGAGGAAGAAGAGUUGGCCAGGAAAGCCGAGGAUGUGAGGAAGAAAGAGGAAGCAGCCAUGUUGAGAGAACAACGGCUAUUAGACGAGAAAAUUAAAGCUAAAGAGGCAAUGGAGAGGAAGAAGCGAAAUGCUGAUAAAGCCCGAGCUCGGGCUGAACUGAAAGCACGGAAGGAAGCUGAGCAGAAAGAGAAGGAAAAGGAGAAGAAGGCAAGAAAGAAGGAGAAAAAGAAGGGUUUAGAAGAAGUGAAUGGUAGCAUUGAGGGAGAGGCUGCCCCAAAUUCUGAAACUCCAGCUGAAACCAAGGAAUCUGAAACAAUUGAGAAACCUGUGGCAGUGACAAAGAGAUCUCAAAAGCAACUGCACUUUGCAAAGCAAACCAAGGCAAAAUCAAUGCCCCUGCCACUUCGGAAUCGGAAUAAGAGAAGGAUGCAGACAUGGAUGUGGGUUCUUCUUUUUGCUCUUGUUAUAGUGGCGGCCCUAUUUUUAUUGGGCAAUGGCAGCACUUAUCUACGAAGCCUCGGUUUUGGUUUCUAAAUGCAUACGUGAUUGGUAAGUAGAUAACCUAUAGAGGCAUGGUGGAAUAUUACUACAGAUAGUUAGGCUAUUCUUUUUUAUUACUACUAUUCAUAGUUGCUGCUCUGGCGUAGCUUGCAUUCUAUCAAGUGUAAGCAGCUUUUUAUAUUGAUACUCCGCUGACAGAUUGGGUUACUGGUAUAUGAGUUGGGUGGUCAUAUGAACACUGGUUCUCCGGCAUUGCGUCCAUUCGUUAUUGAUUAUAGGGAAUGCAACAAGUAGAAUGAUUUUGGGUAUUUGUCUCGAGUUUGUUUUAUGAUUUUUGGUUAUAUGUGUUUGGCUGGGAAGGAGUCGAAGUAUUUGUGAGAAAGGCUCAACCUUUAUUUAUAUAGAAGAUAAAGCUUAUGUAAUAUUGUGACAGAUUGGUGAUGGUUUUUAGAUAUUUGCAUUUAGUAUAUACUUGAAGUGCAAGAUGGACGCAAAAGCAUUAUUUUGCAUUUUUAUUACCUUUUAAUACUUAAUAAUUAUUAUUACUUUUGUU